AUGGGUACCCAAAAACCUGGAGAAUGGGCCAACUCACUUAUAUCUCGAUUUGAAGAACAGCUUCCCUAUAAAACUGGUGCCCAAAACCUUCAUUCUCGCAUCAAUGAAGAGCAAUGCAAAGCCUGUCUGGUCCAGAUCAGUCAUCACAGAUUCUCCCUAGUUAUAGCUGGCCUAACAAAGAUCUUGCAAAGAGUUAAUGAGUUGUAUCAACCAACAAUAACAACCUGUGUGAAUCGACCCCAAACCGAGACUGAGAAGGGCUAUCAUGACAGUCUAGUUAUAGUUUUAGAUACAUUGGAAAUAUGUUUAAGCUCACAACCAAAAGAUACAGCGAAAUAUGAAGAGGCCAUGAAUGUUAAGAUUUUGUUACGUGAAGUGUGUCAGUUUAUUGAUCUCCGAAAUGAGACUAAUGUCAACAACACACUGCUACGACAGUUGGCCAGCAAAGUUUUGUUCGCUCUCAGUCUUAAUUUUUUCAAUGCUGUAUUUAAUAGAAUUAGUGCAAGAUUACAGGAACUAGCAUCUAGCUCAGAAGAAAACCCCGACUACACUGACAUAGAGUUAAUACAACACGUUAACGUCGAUAUACUCAGGCUUAUACGGCUGCUUACUGAGUCUAUACAAAAAUUUAAGUUAUUAAGGAAGUCAACGCACAUAGUGCUGGUCGUGUCCUUAGAGAAGGCGGUUUGGAAUUGGAUGGACACAUACCCCCAGGAAUUCGCAGAAGUCCAAUGUCGGCCUAACGAUGAACUAAGCAAGUGUUGUGACACUCUUUUUGAUAUAUUGCAAGACAGUUUCUCAGAUAAUAAGAAGUCACGUGUUGCGAUGUGGCCUUUGCAAAUUAUGUUGCUCGUUUUGAACCCUAAAGUUCUGGAAGAGAUAGUGAACGCAGACAGUGGCGCGCCCUGCAGUCCACGACACUCCAAGAAGAAACACUUCAUAGAUGCUGUCAAACGUGGGCUAAGUCCACAGAAUAAUUCAAAGCAAAUGACAGAAGCGGCGGUGGUCACUUGUGUGAAGUUGUGUAAAGCGUCGACAUAUUUGAAUAUAGCAGAUUCUGGCAAUGUCACAUUCGUUUUGGUGAAGUCCGUUAUAAAUGAUCUGAAGUCGCUGCUGUUCAACCCGAGCAAGCCGUACGCGCGCGGCGCGCCGUGCCCCGGCUACAGCGAGCUGGACCUGCUCACCGACUGCUUCGUGUCGCUCUUCCGCAUCAUGCCGCACUCCAACGACGCACUCAAAGUGUGUCUCAAUCUCAACACGCAUAUAUCCUAUCAUUAUGUCAUCGUCAAUUCGUUGCUCAGGAUAAUUAAGCAACCUAGGCUUCCUUGGUGGCCUCAGAUUGAGCUGUUGUAUCCCAGAGCGGCCGAAUUAAGGGUGAUGUUCACGGAUACAUUGAAUAAAGCGACACAGGGUUAUAUAGUUCACACUCCGUUAAGAAUGAUCUCACUUUCGCUCAAAUCUAAGGAAGUUCAGUCUAAAUUCAACAAGUCCGAGGAAAUGCCAGUCUACAGACACCUCUUGCUGUUGCUUGUGAAACUUAUACAUGCCGACCCCAUGGUUAUGUUGAGUAACCCAGGACGUUCCGGUGUAGAGAUACAAUCCUCCACAACAGAACUGAUCAACGGGCUGGUGUCGCUCGUGCACAACACCGGCAUGGGGGACAUCGCGCAGGAGGCCAUGGACGCGCUGCUGGCGCUGCACCGGCCCGACCGCGUGCACAUGUGGAACCCAGAGGCGCCCUUGAACACCUUCUGGGAUAUCAGCUCUCAAGUCCUCUACAACAUCAGCCAAAAGCUAAUACAACGGCAGAUUGGGAAUUACCGAGAAGUGUUAAGAUGGCUACGUGAUGUACUGACCUGCCGUAAUGAGUUUUUGGUUAAACACAAGGAAUACGCGAAUGUAGGCUCUCACAUACCUAUAUGUAAGCAGGCCCAUAUCAAGUUGGAGGUGGUGUUCUUCAUGUGUCUCUGGUCGAUAGACACAGAAGCAGUACUCGUAGCGAUGUCGCGUAAGCUUCGUCGUCCCUGCGCCGACACUCCGCUCGAGUGUCUCGACGACCUGUUCCGCGCACUGUAUGAGAGUGCC
Molecule: messenger RNA, 2085 nt
Organism: Brenthis ino (lesser marbled fritillary)
Lineage: Eukaryota; Metazoa; Arthropoda; Insecta; Lepidoptera; Nymphalidae
Source: the annotation of a GenBank genome assembly